CUGGGCCAUUUCCCCGAGGCCAGCGCUCUGCUGGGGGCGGGAGGAAGAGGGGCCGGACUGGGGCCUGACGAGCGGUCGCUGUCUUCACGGAUGCUAUGACCAGCGGGCGAGGCGCCCUCCGCAGCUCCGCGCAGUGUUAGUCGCGGCCGUGAGUCCACUGAAGCCGUCUGGGUCUCCAGUGCGGCCGCUCCCGCGGGCCCCUCGGCUCUCCUAGCGCUGCCCGCAAGGCGAGGCGGAGGUAGGAUGAAGAUGACGGUGGAUUUCGAGGAGUGUCUGAAGGACUCGCCCCGCUUCAGGGCUGCUUUGGAAGAAGUAGAAGGAGAUGUGGCAGAAUUGGAACUAAAACUCGAUAAGCUUGUGAAGCUUUGUAUUGCCAUGAUUGAUACUGGAAAAGCCUUUUGUGUUGCAAAUAAACAGUUCAUGAAUGGGAUUAGAGACCUAGCACAGUAUUCUAGUAAUGAUGCUGUAGUUGAGACAAGUUUGACCAAAUUUUCUGACAGUCUUCAAGAAAUGAUAAAUUUUCACACAAUCCUGUUUGACCAAACUCAGAGAUCAAUUAAAGCACAACUUCAGAACUUUGUUAAAGAAGAUCUUAGAAAAUUCAAAGAUGCCAAGAAGCAGUUUGAAAAAGUCAGUGAAGAGAAAGAAAAUGCAUUAGUAAAAAAUGCCCAAGUACAAAGAAAUAAGCAGCAUGAAGUUGAGGAAGCCACAAACAUUCUGACAGCCACAAGAAAGUGUUUUCGACACAUAGCCCUUGACUAUGUGCUUCAGAUUAAUGUCCUUCAAUCAAAAAGGAGAUCAGAAAUCCUAAAAUCAAUGUUAUCCUUUAUGUAUGCCCAUUUGGCCUUCUUUCAUCAAGGAUAUGAUCUAUUUAGUGAACUUGGGCCCUACAUGAAAGAUCUUGGAGCACAGUUAGAUCGACUUGUUGUGGAUGCAGCAAAAGAGAAAAGAGAAAUGGAGCAAAAACAUUCCACCAUUCAACAAAAGGAUUUCUCCAGUGAUGAUUCCAAGUUAGAAUACAACGUAGAUGCUGCAAAUGGCAUUGUUAUGGAAGGAUACCUGUUCAAACGAGCCAGCAACGCCUUCAAAACUUGGAACAGACGCUGGUUUUCAAUACAGAAUAAUCAACUGGUUUACCAGAAAAAGUUUAAGGAUAACCCCACGGUAGUAGUUGAAGAUCUCAGGCUUUGCACAGUAAAGCAUUGUGAAGACAUAGAAAGACGGUUCUGCUUUGAGGUAGUCUCUCCAACAAAGAGUUGUAUGCUCCAGGCAGAUUCUGAAAAGCUGCGCCAGGCAUGGAUUAAGGCUGUUCAGACCAGUAUUGCAACUGCUUAUAGAGAAAAGGGUGAUGAAUCAGAGAAGCUGGAUAAGAAAUCAUCUCCAUCAACAGGAAGCCUAGAUUCUGGAAAUGAGUCAAAAGAGAAAUUAUUGAAAGGAGAAAGUGCACUGCAGCGGGUCCAGUGUAUCCCUGGAAAUGCCAGCUGUUGCGACUGUGGUCUGGCAGAUCCACGGUGGGCCAGCAUCAACUUGGGCAUCACCUUGUGUAUCGAGUGCUCUGGAAUUCAUCGGAGUCUUGGGGUUCAUUUUUCAAAAGUACGAUCUUUAACUUUAGAUACCUGGGAGCCUGAACUUUUAAAGCUUAUGUGUGAAUUGGGGAAUGAUGUUAUAAAUCGUGUUUAUGAAGCUAAUGUGGAAAAAAUGGGAAUAAAGAAACCACAACCAGGACAAAGACAGGAGAAAGAGGCAUAUAUCAGAGCAAAGUAUGUGGAAAGGAAAUUUGUGGAUAAAUAUUCUAUAUCAUCAUCACCUCCUGAGCAGGAAAAAAAGAUUGUCUCCAAAGGUUGUGAAGAAAAGAGGCUGAGCAUUUCUAAACUUGGGCCUGCUGACCAAGUCAGAGCAUCUACCCAAAGUUCAGUCAAAAGUAAUGACAGUGGGAUCCAGCAGAGCUCUGAUGAUGGGAGAGAAUCUCUGCCCUCCAUGGUGUCAGCCAGUAGUUUAUAUGAGCCUGAAGGAGAAAGGCAAGAUUCUUCCGUGUUUCUCGACUCUAAACAUCUUAAUCCAGGACUUCAGCUUUACAGGGCUUCAUAUGAAAAAAACCUUCCUAAAAUGGCUGAGGCUUUGGCUCAUGGUGCCGAUGUGAAUUGGGCUAACUCAGAGGAAAACAAAGCAACACCACUUAUUCAGGCUGUAUUAGGGGGCUCUUUGGUGACAUGUGAGUUCCUCUUACAGAAUGGUGCUAAUGUGAACCAAAGAGAUGUCCAAGGGCGGGGACCACUACACCAUGCCACUGUCUUAGGGCACACAGGGCAGGUAUGUUUAUUCCUAAAGCGAGGUGCCAAUCAGCAUGCCACUGAUGAAGAAGGGAAAGACCCUUUGAGCAUAGCUGUGGAUGCGGCCAAUGCUGAUAUAGUAACUUUGUUACGUUUAGCAAGAAUGAACGAAGAAAUGCGGGAAUCAGAAGGACUUUAUGGACAGCCAGGUGAUGAAACUUACCAGGACAUUUUUCGUGAUUUUUCACAAAUGGCAUCCAAUAAUCCAGAGAAACUCAAUCGUUUCCAGCAAGAUUCACAGAAAUUCUGAAUUUUUUUAAUAAGGAGAAAAAUACAAAAUCUGGCAACUUUCUAAUAUGUACAGCUAAAAACUCACAACUUUUUACUGCUUUAAUUCUUCCUAAUUUUGGUAGAUAUUGAAUGGUUUGGAAAAAAAUUACCAUUCAUUCAUAUUUUUACAAAUUAAAACAUAGAUCUCUCAUAGUUGGGAGAAGAAUCUACUUUAGGACCUCCUUUAUUAAGAAAAAAAGCCUGGUGAAAGGGCUAUUUUUUUAUAGAUAAAAGUUUAAUUUAGGUUUAGGUCAUCUCUAGGUUACAAGAUGCUAAGAUGUUAGGAAAAAAAAUCUUUUUUUUUUUGGUCAAUUGGUGGUAGCAUUGAGAUAGAUACAUACAUACAUACACACAUAUAUAUGUUUUUUUCCCCAUGCAUCAUGCCCAGGAUUAUUCAGUCAAGCAUGUCUGCAUCAAGUGGAGCCAAUUAUCCUACCUGCCUCAAGAAUAUGCCUUGUCUUUAGAUUCCCUGAUGAUUUUUGGUGGUUCAGAAUUAGGUAUGAGUGUGGGUGAGUGGGUGGGUUUUGGUAGCCUAGUUACCAUUCAUACAUCAUAUGGUUUAGUUACCAGAACUAGAGUAUAGGCUUCUUAAAUGCCACUGUGGUUUUUAGGUGAUGGGUUAUUGUCCAGUAUUUUAACAUCCGUAAUGCCUGUACAAGUAGACCAUAGUUUAGUCAUUCAGAUUUAUUCCAUCGUCUGAGGCAAAGAAGCUCUUACUAUUUUUUUCAACUCUCCCUCCUGCUGAAAAGUUACAGCUCUUCAUUGUUGGGUGAUGUCUUAAGACCUUGACAAAUUUAUCAAUGUAAUAAAACUGUUUCAAAGGUUA
Molecule: messenger RNA, 3426 nt
Organism: Marmota flaviventris (yellow-bellied marmot)
Lineage: Eukaryota; Metazoa; Chordata; Mammalia; Rodentia; Sciuridae
Gene: Acap2
Product: ArfGAP with coiled-coil, ankyrin repeat and PH domains 2
Cellular component (GO): endosome membrane; cytoplasm
Molecular function (GO): GTPase activator activity; protein binding
Source: RefSeq, a predicted model, not a curated record